This is a messenger RNA of Clunio marinus, 1164 nucleotides long. The record is from the annotation of a GenBank genome assembly. NCBI's taxonomy places the organism in Eukaryota, Metazoa, Arthropoda, Insecta, Diptera, Chironomidae.
AUGGAUCCUUUUGAACAAUUGCCAUCAGAUGCUUACGAUCUUAUUCUUCAGCAUCUUGAGUUUGAGGAUAUUCUGAAUUCGUUUCUGGUUUCUAAAUAUUGGCAUCAAAUUAUAUCAAGUCAAAAAUGUAUGGAGAAAAUUAAACUUAAUUUGAAAUUAUGGAAAGUUAUGCCGGAGACAAUCAAAAAGAGAAAAAUUGAAGAUACUAUCAAGAUUGUGAAGACAACUGUUAGAAAAUAUCGGAGUUUAUCUGUCAACUGUAAAUUCGAUGAAAAUUUAUCCCAAGAAUUUUGGAAAUUGUUAGAAUUCUUAGCAGAAUCUUUAAUUGACUUGAAGAUUAUCAACAUAAGGCUUAAAUCUGUAUCUUCAAUGUCACUUCCAAACCUUCAAUGCCUCAGACUUACUGAUGUACCGAUCGAAAUCAGAAAUUCCAUUCUUGGAAGUUGCAGCUCAUUAAAAAAGUUAAAGAUCAAAACUGAUGCAUCAAAUGGUCUUCGUACUGGAAAAUUAGGAGCUGACACUGAGUCAAUAGAAUGUAUUAAGAAGUUUAUGCAACGAAACCAUUCACUAACGGACUUAGAAAUUAUUGGCGAAUCUGUUUUUAAAUCAUUUUUCAAUGAGAAUAUAUCAGAUGUAUCAAAAUGUCAACUGCAAUCACUGAGGAUCAAGACUGAUAUGAGACUGAUGCUAAUAACUGAAAUGAAUGAUAUAAACAUUGUUCGUUUUCUCACAAAGCAAUGUAACAGCUUAAAGAGUUUUUAUAUUGACACAUGUCAUAAAAGUGUCAUAUUAUUUACAUUUAACUCAAUGCCUUCUCUCACGUCAUUUCAAUCUGAUGUUAUGAUUAUGGAUAUGGAGGAUUAUAGCAAUAACGAUUUUAAUUUUCGAUUGAAUGAAAAUAUUGAUGAUCUCAGAAUAACUUAUAUUAGCCAUAGCUUUGGAUUAAAAGCAUGCCUCAGCUGUGCUCCUAAUCUUAAGAAACUUUUUAUUGGACAUUUAACUCAUGAACUUAUGGAAUUUAUAGCAAGGAAUCUUAAACAUUUGAUGAUAUUGAAAUAUCGUUUUAGUGAACACGACUGUCAUGGGUAUUAUGAAAAAUUAAAGCACGAUUAUCCUGAAAUUAAUCGGCAUAUACGACUGAUAGUUGAUAUAUUGUAUCAUUGA